Messenger RNA from Arabis nemorensis, 615 nucleotides. Lineage: Eukaryota; Viridiplantae; Streptophyta; Magnoliopsida; Brassicales; Brassicaceae. The record is from the annotation of a GenBank genome assembly.
AUGGCAAAACAAUACCAAACUCUCUUCCUAAUCCUCACAGUCUCAUACCUCUUCUCGCCGGAGCUCACCGUCGCCACAGCAGCCACACCGACCGGAGUUUCCAAGAAAGCCGUAAACUUCAUCCAAUCAUCUUGCAAAACCACCACAUACCCAACCGUAUGCGUCAAUUCUCUCUCUUCGUACGCAAACGCAAUCCAAACAAGCCCUAAACGUUUAGCCGAGACGGCUCUAGCUGUUACACUGAACCGAGCUCAAUCCACUAAGCUCUUCGUCUCGCGUUUGACUCGUUUCAAGGGUCUUAAGAAGCGCGAGGUCGAAGCAAUCAAAGAUUGUGUCGAGGAGAUCAAUGAUACUAUAGACCGUUUAACCAAGUCGGUCCAAGAGCUAAAACUAUGUGGUGUUGCCACAGGUAAAGAACAGUUUUCAUUCCACAUGAGUAAUGCUCAGACUUGGACUAGUGCGGCUUUGACCGAUGAGAACACUUGCUCGGAUGGGUUUUCGGGUCGGGUCAUGGAUGGACGGAUCAAGAACUCGGUUCGGGCUAGAAUUGUUCACGUGGGGCAAGAAACCAGCAACGCCUUGUCCUUGAUUAAUGCAUUUGCGAAAAAGAACUAA